GCGAUAUCAUCGAUCGUUAAAUCGAGAGAUCGAUUCAGAAUAACAACAUGGUAAUCGGCCUUUCAUCACUUCUGCCAACGCUGGGGCAGUCUAGGCCAUCGAUCAUCUUUAGACUUUGAGUUAUCGCGUCUACAUACGAGGAAAGCUUUGAGCCGUUUGAGGAGCCGCGAUCGAUCGGGAGGAGAUUCUGGGCACUUGUCGUCUCGAUUCAACGGAAUCUGUAGAUCUCCUGCUUCGGGUCAAGAGACAUCUCGAACUAUCUGUCAUGGAGGAGAACGGUAUGACUGGGUCAUCUACAGCUCCUAAAGGCAAAGGAAAAGGACCUCCAUCGUCGCCCAUCGGCAAAUCCAAGUCCGGCAAACAACGCCCUGCCGGACAUCAGCAGCUCAGUCUGAGCUCCUUUUUCAAGGGUCCGGAAACGAUCGUAUCCGGAUCCAAGCUGAAGACCCGCAAGGGAGAGCGGGGUGCAUCGAGCCUAGAUCAAGGGAUCAUCAGCAUUGACGACUCUUCCGACGACGAUGUCGUCGGCCAAAGCUGUCUCCCGACUAAGCUCCCUUCGGCAGCUGGACCGAGCGAGCUCAUUCCCAACGGUCUCUUGCCAACGACGCGUCUCAGUUCACCUGAGGUCAGCUCACAGGAAGCGACAGUCGCAAAGCCCGUAGGACUGAAUCACAACAUCAUCGAAGUAGACGAUUCAGACUCGGAUCUCGGGGCCGUCACCACGCCUUCGAGCAAGAAACGCAAGGCAUCUUCAUCUCCUGAGCCGUCCGGAGGAGUCUCAACCAACAAAGACAUAUCUUUGAGAAGGAAACCCCGAUUAUCCACUCCACCACCCUCCAGUAGGAGUACAUCGGCGCCUGGCACACCCAGCAAGUUACUCCAGCUCACGGCGCCGCUGAAUCCUUCGCCUUCGAAACCGCGGCGUACGCACGACCUGUUCAAGGGUGGAGAAUCCGAUCGGGAUAAUGUCGUGCCUUUGCCAACAAUUUCUGCGACAGCUGCAAACAUUACUUUACCAACAUUCGAUUUCGACACGGACCCGUUCCUCUUCAGGCCGGACGCUGUCGACACUAGUCAUUGGCCCGCCGGUCGAUUGCCUUAUGAAGUGUUAGUGGGAGUUUAUCUCCAAGUCGGAGGUACAAGGAGUCGGCUAGCUAUCGUUAGGAUCAUCUCGAACUUCCUUCGGCUCCUCAUCCGCCGCUCUCCUGCAGAUCUUCUGCCGACAAUCUACCUAUUAUCAAAUCAUCUGAAACCGUCCUAUAUACCACUCGAGCUAGGCAUCGGAAGCCAAGUCUUGAACAAGGCAACUCAAGAGGUCAGCGGUGUCGGACGAGACGUUCUCAAACGGCUUUGGGACAAAUACGGCGAUCCCGGGGACGUCGCUUUCGAAGCCAAGUCGAACCUUCGUACUCUGAUGGCACCCACUCCGUUGUCUGUGCAUGUGCUUUAUUCACAACUGUUGAAGAUCUCGACUAUCAAAGGUGCAGGUGCAGCCAAGGCCAAAGGUGACAUCGUCAAGAGACUGCUAGUCCAAACGAAGGGGGAAGAGGUUAGAUAUCUCGUAAGAACACUUGUCAGACAUCUUCGCAUAGGAGCGGUUCGCUUGACUCUGCUAUCAUCUCUGGCCCGAGCGUUCGUUCUCGAUCGUCCCAAGGACAACAAGGAGCUCUCCGAAUCUUUACACGCAACAAAGCACGAACUCGACGACGUCAAGCCGAUACCUGUUAAGGGAGCUGGACGAGGCAAAGGCAAGGCAAAGGACGAACCAGACCCAGCGAGGGAGGCGCUUGAGAGGAAAUGCAUCGAGGGCGUGGCCGUGCUGAGGAGAGUGUACGUCCGUCAUCCGAAUUACGAUGAUAUACUGUCUGCCUUGCUGGACGGCGGAUUAGACGAUCUAGAGGAACGAGUUCCGCUUUCUGUCGGGAUUCCUCUAUCCCCCAUGCUAGGCUCCAUCACGCGAUCGCUGAACGAAGUAUAUACUCGUCUUGGUUCUUUACCGUUUACUUCUGAAGCGAAGCUGGAUGGGCAGAGAGUCCAAAUCCAUGUCAGGACCACGGGACCCAGCGGAUCCGACGACGGGGGCGGCAAAUGGGUGUACUCGACUGAGGGCGGUCGAAACGUUUGGGUACGGCUGUUCAGCCGGCAUCUGGAAGAUAUGACGGACAAGUAUCCAGACAUCCUGGCGCUUAUGGGCGCGCUGGUCAAUCGGCCUUUGCUUCCCGGAUCAUCGAAUCCUUUCCCCGAAGCGUCGCACCUCACGAAAGCCAAUGACACUAUGCUUGGACUAUUGGGCGCCAAGCACAUCACGUCCUUCGUGAUUGACGCCGAAGUCGUCGCGCUGGACAAGGAUACCGGCGCUUUCCGGACCUUUCAGGACCUUUCUAACCGGGCGAAGAAGGAUGUCAGGGUCGAGGAUAUCAAGGUGAUCGUCGGGGUGUUUUCCUUUGAUCUGAUGUUGUUGAAUGACGAGCCAUUGCUCGGUCAGCCGUUUUCAAUACGAAGGCAUCUACUGCGGACCCUUUUCAAACCGUUCUUUAACGAACUCGAUCCUACUAUCGCAAGAUUUGGACACGUGGAGUCAAUAGACUCGACGAAACCGGAAGAUGUGCAGGCCUUCUUCGAACAUGUGGUGUCGCAGAAAUGCGAAGGGCUAAUGGUCAAAUUACUAGAGAGUGGAGAAGGUCUGACCGGCGAGGACGAGGAGGCUGAGGAGGAAGAUAUCGAUCUCGGCAACGCCGACGACAAGGUUAAAGGGAAAGGCAAUCGAAAAAAGCCUCUACCGUCGACGUACGAACCUGACGCCCGAAGCCAAGGCUGGCUCAAAGUCAAGAAGGAUUAUCUGGAAGGCGUGGGCGACACGUUGGAUCUGGUCCCGAUUGGUGCCUGGCAUGGUCUGGGACGCAAAGCUGGAUGGUGGUCUCCAAUUCUAUUGGCCGCCUACAAUCCGGAGACAGGGGCAUUCGAAGCAGUAUGUAAAUGCCUUGCAGGCUUUACCGAUGUCUUUUACAAAAAUCUUCUCGAUAAGUAUCCCCCUGCAGGGAAGCCCGACAUGGCCCGCAAAACAGGCGGGCCGUACAGCUACUGCGAGACAGGUGGAGCAAGCACUCCAGACAUCUGGUUCAACCCUCAAGAAGUCUGGCAAAUCGCCGCGGCGGACAUCACCAGCAGCCCGGUGUAUACGGCAGCCGCGAGCUUUCUUGGGAUGGAUCGAGGAGUAUCACUGCGUUUCCCUAGAUUUAUCUCUGUGAGGGAGGAUAAGGGGAUCGAGGAGGCUACCACGACCGAACAGCUAGCAGAUAUGUAUAGACAACAGAUGGCAUAAAACGUUACGAACGUAUAAUACGCUUAAUAAAAUCUCACACGUACG
Filobasidium floriforme is the source of this 3367-nucleotide messenger RNA. RefSeq lists its product as uncharacterized. Gene Ontology annotation, biological process: mitochondrial DNA repair; DNA recombination; double-strand break repair via alternative nonhomologous end joining. The record is from RefSeq and is a predicted model, not a curated record. Gene Ontology annotation, cellular component: DNA ligase III-XRCC1 complex. The transcript has 14 exons. The coding region runs from base 266 to 3322 and encodes 1018 amino acids. Gene Ontology annotation, molecular function: ATP binding; DNA ligase (ATP) activity; DNA binding. NCBI's taxonomy places the organism in Eukaryota, Fungi, Basidiomycota, Tremellomycetes, Filobasidiales, Filobasidiaceae.